AUGGGCCCCUGUACCGCCUCCUCAUGCUGCUGCCAGGCCCGUAAUCUGCCAUGGACCCCCGUACCGACUCCUCAUGCUGCUGCCAGGCCCGUAAUCUGUCAUGGGCCCCUGUACCGCCUCCUCAUGCUGCUGCCAGGUCCACAGUGUGUCAUGGGUCCCUGUACGGCCUCCCAUUGCUGCUGUCUCCAUCGCCACACUCUGCCAUGUGCCACUUUCAGGUCUCCUCACACUGCUGGUGGGUUCCAUUUUGUCAUAGGGUGCUGGCAGAUUACGGGCCUCCCAUUGCUGCUGCCAGGCCUGUAAUCUGCCAUGGGCCCCCGUACCGACUCCUCAUGCUGCUGCCAGGCCCGUAAUCUGUCAUGGGCCCCUGUACCGCCUCCUCAUGCUGCUGCCAGGCCCGUAAUCUGCCAUGGGCCCCCGUCCGACUCCUCAUGCUGCUGCCAGGCCCGUAAUCUGUCAUGGGCCCCUGUACCGCCUCCUCAUGCUGCUGCCAGGUCCAGAGUGUGUCAUGGGUCCCUGUACGGCCUCCCAUUGCUGCUGUCUCCAUCGCCACACUCUGCCAUGUGCCACUUUCAGGUCUCCUCACACUGCUGGUGGGUUCCAUUUUGUCAUAGGGUGCUGGCAGAUUACGGGCCUCCCAUUGCUGCUGCCAGGCCCGUAAUCUGCCAUGGGCCCCCGUACCAACUCCUCAUGCUGCUGCCAGGCCCGUAAUCUGUCAUGGGCCCCUGUACCGCCUCCUCAUGCUGCUGCCAG
Messenger RNA from Staurois parvus, 753 nucleotides. Lineage: Eukaryota; Metazoa; Chordata; Amphibia; Anura; Ranidae. The record is from the annotation of a GenBank genome assembly.